Molecule: messenger RNA, 1274 nt
Organism: Schistocerca piceifrons (Central American locust)
Lineage: Eukaryota; Metazoa; Arthropoda; Insecta; Orthoptera; Acrididae
Biological process (GO): sodium ion transport
Cellular component (GO): membrane
Molecular function (GO): sodium channel activity
Source: RefSeq, a predicted model, not a curated record
AUGACGGAACAAAGAGGAGAGCGGGAAGGAAUGGGAGAUGAAAUUGACAGUGAACUGCUUAAGAUAGGAGAGAACGGCGAAUACAAUGAGUUCGUGGGGUGUCCGUCGGUGAUCGACGAGUCAACACAGCAGCAUCUUGAGCCGGAAACAUUAGUGCCGGAAUUUGGGACGCUGGUAUGGGCGCUGGCCGUGUGCGCAUGCGCAGCUGGCGCAGUGUCCCUGGGCUGGCAGGCGUGGCGCAAGUUCGCGGACAGCCCCAUCGUGACCUCUGUGGAGUCGACGGUAUACCCACUGUCCCGUCUGCCCUUCCCCAGCGUCACCGUCUGCCCCUCCAUGUGCGUCCGCAAGUCCGUCGCCAUUCGCAGUCUUCGCAGGUCAAUGAUAUGUAAUAAACAUAAUGUUUAUACAUUUAUAGCUCAUUAUGAUAAAGUUUAUGAUUCACAACUGAUUCUGAAGUACUGUGUUGAAAAUACAAUAAAGGCUGAUCUCGGCUUUCUGACUGCCGAGGAGGACGGGAAGCCAGAAUCCUGGACGUAUGUGGCUAAGUGUAAGUGCCAAUUGGAAGAGGAGUUGAAGAACGUGCGCGAUCUAAAGUACACCGUGGUGCGCCCCGGCAUUGUGUACGGGCUCGGCGAUCGCCACGGCCUCGCCCCGAGGCUGGUCAUCGGUGCCAUAUACAGGCACCUCGGAGAGAUGAUGAAACUGCUGUGGGGUCGCGACCUACGCAUGAAUACAGUCCACGUGGAAGACGUUUGCCGUGCGAUAUUGCACUUGGCACAACGCGAUGACACUGUCGGACAGGUUUACCACGUCGUCGAUUCGAGAGAUACGACGCAAGGAGAUAUCAGCUCCGUUGUGUCAGACCUCCUUGACAUCAAUCACGAUUACUGGGGCAAUACUCUGUCCAGCAUCUGCAAGUUGUUUCAGGCGGACAUGUCCAGUGUGGUGGAGGAGGUGAACGACAAGCACAUGGGCCCGUGGGCCGAGGCUUGCGCCCGGGACGGUGUGGAGAACACUCCGCUGACGCCGUACAUUGACCAGGCUUUGUACAACAAGCACCUCUACCUGGACAAGCAGCUGCUCGGAACAGGCUUCGAACUGUCUGUGCCGAGGCUGUCAAAAGAUAAGCUGAAAGAGAUCCUUACAGACUACUCGUCAAUGAAGCUGUUCCCGCACUCCCUGAUUUUGUGAUGCCGCAGUCUGCCACGAGUUCUGUGCUGUUCUCCGCUCCUCACCUGCUAGCCUAGCCUGCGAUGUGGAUUCGGGACGGUCAC